CACACACUAAGAAAAUCACUAGAGGAUAUCUUUUCUCGAGAAAGCAGGUGACUCCCAGGACAUGGAUGUGGUUAAAGCCGUCCUCAGGAAAACGUGAAGGAUCUCUUUUCCACAUGACUUAAGGGAGGACAGGAAGUUGAAGAAAAAUGCAUUCCUCUGCAUGGAUGAAUGGACAGUACUACUCCCAAGUUGGACAACCCUCACAAACCUUGCAAGUUACUAGUCAACAACUCCCUAACAGAGAUGGGAAUCUGAGUGCUGGGAGUAACUGGGAUAACUCAUCUCAGUAUAUGCCCAUGAGACCAGAUGUCCCACAGACGCAAAAUGUUCAUAUGACCUCUUGCAAUGGACAGAUGUCACACGGGUCAUAUCCAGCUGCUCCUCAGCAGGCAGUCUCUUCCCAUCAGAUGCCCACUAGAGGGAGGUAUAAUCCCCUUCUAAUGGAUUUACUAUUUAAAAAUGUAUGCAUGCAGUCCUCAACUGCUACUACACAAAGUGGAUCUACGUCCAUGGCAGGGAGGUUGAACUAUGUACCUCGAGUUGCCACUCAGCAAUUUUUUCAUCAGGACUCUCCUCCUGACUCAUCAAACUGGAUUCCACCAAAUACCAGCACGAUGCAAAGAAAUGCCACUUAUCCUAUGCACAGCACACCAUCAAUUUGGAAUCAGCAAGUUCCAAUGAAUGGGAAGUCAGCAGUUAAACAAGAUGCUCGCUUUGAGGCCGGUGGUCUGCAGCAUGAUGGUGUCCAGAAAAGCUUUUGUCAGAAUGCAAACGGGCAAUCAGUUCAACCUCUCAGAACUUACACCACAACAGCUCCCUCACCUCAGCAUGUACAGAUGCCUUGCACUCCAGUUUCAGUGUCUGUCAUCACCCACAGCAAACAUGAUGCUCAUAACAAGAAUCACAGCAGUGGGUACAGACUAAACAGCAAUCAACAUGGAUUCUCAACGCUUGCUGCCCUGCCAAGCCAGAUGUCCAAUCUGAAGUCUCAACACCCUGGGAACAACAACCAUUGCAUACAACCAAAUGUGCCAAGUAGAUGUUUUUUGAACAAGUCUGACAUGUGUCAGAAAACUGAAAACUACAGACGAGAAGCCACCCCCUCUGGUAACUCUGUGUCAAAUCCACAUUCCUCCCAGAAUAAAACCGGCCUUUCUUUUAGUACAAAAACAAAUGGAUGUCCUAUAAAUUCUGCUGCAGGUACAGGACAGCCUAUGCACAACAGGCAGAUGUUUCCAGGAAAUACAGGUGAUGCAUGUAAGCCUUACAAUGCAGGCUCAGACUGUGGUCCUUCACCUAAUAAUAAUACUACAGUCCACCCUGGGAAGAUUUUGCAGUUCAGCCAUAGGCACCAGGUCACAGAGUCUAGUCAAACUGAACAGCCCGUUGCAUUACAUCCCAGCAAAAGUCAUAACUCAAACACCUCCCAAUCUGUAAUGGGCCCCUUUGGACAAGCUGUACCUGAACCCACACAGCACAAUGCAAAUGCUCAACCCAAGGACGGCUCUGCACCAAAGGACCUCUACGUCCCAGUAACUGAUGAUGUAAGUGGGAAUGGAUUUAAGGCACAGAAUGUUGUUUUUGUUGGAGAUAAAUCGUAUAACACAGGCCUAAAGGGAGCUCUGCAAGGAUCUUUGCCAAGCAGUCUGUCACAACUGCAUCAGUUUUAUAAGAGAAUUACUUCACAACAGAAAAAUAAGACCAAGUCAUGUGCAGCCACUAAUGGUGGACUACAUGAAAUGGCAAUCUCAUCAGUCAAGCCAAAUGAGUGCAGCAGUCAUACAACUCCUUUUCUUGCAAGCCAGAAAGCUGUUGCUGUUGUUCAACCAUUGUCACAGAAACAGAAGCAAGCCUCCUCUAAAACAAUCAGUCAUCCUCGCAAACCAACCCCAACAGAUGAAAUAGUUUGUAAUGCUGAGAAUCCCCUUUCCUCAACAGCAUAUUCUAAACACAGUACAUCUGUAUCUGAUUCUUUUAAAGAUGAUUGUAGGGUUCACCCUGAAAUUGCUAAGGAAACAAGAGCUGGUGCGUGUUUGAAUAUGGAUUCAGUGCAGCCUGAAGAUUUGUCCCAGAAUCAUUUAAAUGCAGAUAACGCAGAAUCUAAACUACCAAAUACAAUACAAAGUGAACAGUGUGCCACACUGACUGCUCACCAGUCACAGACCUCUGAAGUGCCUGUUAAUCAACUUAGUGAAAUGAACAAAUGUCAGAGUCCAGAAGAUCCAAAUGUCAAUUUUUUUGACUUGCCCUCAGUUCCCAUAGUCUCAUGGACAAUUGACGGGUUAACCAAGUUGAUUGAGGCCAGUAAAGUUGAGAUGCCCUCUGACCAGGUUAAUCAUAGAGAGAAACUAAAAAAAAUGUUCAUGCAAAACUUGAAAGACGAAUAUCUGCUCAAAGGCAGGUACACACUUUUUCUGGGCAGUGUGAAAAACUACUUACACAAACAUCUGACACCAGAAUCCAUUGUACUGUCUGAAUUGAAAUCACUUUGUUCACGCCAACAAAAAAACAUCUGUGUCCUUCCACAUGACUAUGUUCCUCCCACAAUGCCAUACACGUCAUCAUGGCUGAAUAUCAAUGAUCAGUUAGAUGACAUUGAUAAAGAGUUUGGGUUCCCUCAGUCUUUGACAUGUCCUCAACGCCAACUGGAGAGUGACAGCCAGGCAAAACCAAUUGGGACAGUGAAUGGUAUUCCUGCACAAAUUGGGAGUGAGGAGAAAAAUGAAGCCUUGCUUCAAACAGAGCUUCAGACAGUUGAAUCGGAUAAUGUACAACAACUGCCAGUUGUUGUAGAGACCUUUACACAAGCCCCGUUUUCCAGCACAGAAAUUCCAGAUUCUAGUGACCCGUUUUACAAAUUUGACAUUCAGAUUUUGCCUCAAGAUGAAGCCAGGAUUGUCCAUGAGCUACUGCAAGGGGAAAUCUUAAAAAACAAUAAGACCGACAGUCAGCAAAAGAAAUCCAUGAAUGACUCUGCUCAGGAUGAAUUAUCUGAAGUGAAAGAUGUCAAAUCAAGUGAGGUGACACUAGAGAAUAGGGCAGAGCUCUCCUUAGAACAGUGUUGCUGCAUCACAAAGUGGAUAGAAUUGAUUUCAGGGUCAAACACAGUGAGUAAAUGCCAGUGCAACCAAGACUCAAGUUCUAAAGAUGUUACCAAGAAAAGCAUUGCUGAAGCUGAAGUGGAAAUACAGAAGGAGGACUUUUGUGUAACCCCAUCACAUAGCAAAUUUGACCUAAAGAAUGAGGAAAAUGAUGUAAAAAUCUCAGAUAUUCAGAGCUUGAUAUUUAGCUGGUCUAAGCAAUGUGAUGAAAUCAUCAACCUAACUGAAGAGGAUAAUAUACCUCACUCAUAUAGCAACAUAGAACCAAAGGACAUUUCUGUAAUAAGUGUAGGCAGUAGUCAGUCAAGUAGUUCAGUCAUUAGCUACACACAAAAUGAAAAUCUCUCUUGCAGUGAAAAUGAUAUCAUCCUCUUAUUGUCAGAUAGUGAAGAGGACAGUGGAUGGGCUCAGCUGAACUCUACAGAUAGUAGUCAGUCAAGGACUUCAGUCAUUAAUGAAAAACAAACUGGAAAUCUCUCGAGCAGCGAAAUUGAAAUUGCUAUCCAGAUGUCAGACCUCAAAGAGGACUGUGGGCAAGCUCAGCUAAAACCUACAGGUAGUACUGAGUCAGGCAGUUCACUCAUUAGUGGAGAGGAAAUAAAGAAUCCCUCCAGCAGUGAAAGUGAAAUUAUCCAGACAUCAGACCUUCAGGAUGAUUCUGGACAAGAUUGGCUCAAAUGCACAGACCGAGCAGAGACACCGCUGAAUACUGAACACAAACAAAAGCAUAUUAGUUUUAGGGAUGAGUCUUGUGGGUCAAAGCAGCUGUCACCUGAUAAAAUGGUUGAAGUUAAUUCUUCCUUGGAAAAAGAGAAUCUCCACAGGCCUACCUUUAAAAAAUCAGUCAGUGGCAGUGGUAAACAUGAAAGUCAUGGAAAAAAGCGCAAGAGACUGAAAGAUCCUGAUAGAAUUGUUCCAGUGCUAAAAAAAAAAAGGAAAUAUGAAGACCACGAGGAUCUUGAUAAACAGCCAGCUCUUGAAGGCAUCUCCAAACGUAGAAAGUUUUUUGCUGACCACAAUAACAUGGAACCCACUGCCACAAAUGUCAGGGUUGUAAAACUGGCCCUGUUUGGCUCAUCAUCUCUGCAAAAGCGUUUUUUGGAAUGUCGCAAGGACCAUACGGCAUCUUCAGACAAUUUGUCACAUCAACCAACAAGGCCUCCUGAAAUUCUCACUAUCAAUGUCAUUUCGCCAAAAAGCUCCCCAGAUACUGCCCCUGUGCCAAAAUAUUCAGUCAAGCAAGCAAUUCAUGAAGAAUGGAGGAAGACUUUUCUACCAACAAAAAUCAAACACAGACGCAGGUUUCUUGCACAGGAGCAUGGCUUUGCUCGUUUAUCGAAAGUAGAAAAGGCUGGCAAGACCAACACAGAGGAGCUCUUAGUUUGCUGUGAAAGGUCAUCGACAGGAACUUGGACAGUCAAACGGUCUCUGAGUCUUAGUAGGAGCAGAUCUACUUCAGAUGAUCUCAGAGCAGAAAAGUCAAAAGAUGUGGUUACAGCCAAACGGCCUGCCAAGCAUAGGAGAAGUGCACCUGAAGUGGGGAACGGUGAAGUCGUGCCUCCUCAUGAGAAGAAUGUCUUGAGAUUCAGUGUGCUGCCCAAUACCUUCAACCUCCGAGAUGGAUCUGAUUGUAGAGAUGAAACCACAGAUUCCACAACACAUACGCCUGACUCUGUUGAAGCAAUGGACAAAGGUGGAAAACUAACUCUGAAGAUACCAAAAGGUACAUGGGCCCCACAUCCUGAGAAGAAAUAUUCUCCUUUGCGUCAGUCGAGGAUUAAAAUCCCCAAGACCUUCAGCCUUUUCCGGGAGUUUCAGAAGAAAUAUAAAGAGAAGACACAGCCAUCUGCGGAAAAAUAAAAUAAAUAAAAUGACUGACAGUGUUUUUUUUUUUUUUUUUUUUUUUUGUGAAUCAAAUUGAAGUUGGAAGCUCUUCUUAUUUCCCAUGGAAAUGGUAAUAUUAUUAGACUGUUGCUUAAUUUGUUGCCAACACUAUUUUGUCCUCAUCAUAUCACUUAAGAUAUACCUGCUUUAUGUCUAUGUACUGUGUAUGACUCUGAGUAUAUCUAAUGUGGUAGUUUAUUUACAUUUGCUUUGAUGCAUCUAUUAAUGAGGCCAUUUUGGGCCUGUCAUUUUGGUACAGGGUGGGUAAUGUUAAUAUUUUUUCUUUGUUCAAAUAACCAGAAGGGAACGCAGAUGAGAAUGAAACUGACAACAGUGUGUGCAUUAUACAUGUUGGUUGCAAGUACUGGGAAAAUCAUACUAUCUUUUUUUUAUAUAUUUUUCUAUGUUUUGAAUAAAAAUUGUUUACAUACAACAAGAAAGGUGCAUUAAAUGCUCUUCGCUUUUUUAUAUUCACA
Myripristis murdjan (pinecone soldierfish) is the source of this 5461-nucleotide messenger RNA. RefSeq lists its product as uncharacterized. Lineage: Eukaryota; Metazoa; Chordata; Actinopteri; Holocentriformes; Holocentridae. The record is from RefSeq and is a predicted model, not a curated record. The transcript has 4 exons. The coding region runs from base 147 to 4961 and encodes 1604 amino acids.